AUGGCGGACAAACUAAAGAUAGCUAAGGUCGAAAAUGUAAAGGUAUUGGGAGGUGGAGAGGUUUCAACAGUAACGCUUCACUUAACAGCGCAUCAUCUUAUUUUAUUGCAGCACUUUACAAAUGAGCUUCCCUCAAAAGAAGUCAAAACCCAGACGAGAGAGUCAUGGUUCGCGUAUCCAAUGAUUGCAAAUUGUACUUUCCGCCCAACAUCACCUGGCUCUGCCCUUGAGUCAUCAAUACGUCUUCGCGGGCGAGACUUUAGAUUUUUCACACUCAACUUUUCUGACGAAAAGCUAGCUUGGGACGUUUAUGAAAGCCUAAAAGGAGCAACUUGCAGACUAGGUAGCAUUGAAAAGCUCUAUGCAUUUCAUUAUGAAGCACCACCUCCUGAAAGGCAGGUAAAUGGUUGGAGCCUGUAUAAUGCAAAAGAAGAAUGGAGGCGUCAGGGAAUCAGUAGCAAAAGUAAAGACAAAGGCUGGAGAAUUUCUCGAAUCAAUGCAGAUUAUACUUUCGCACCAACUUAUCCUGCUCUCCUGCCUGUUCCGUCUAGUAUCUCCGAUAAUACUCUCAACUAUGCCGGAAGGUAUCGUUCACGGUCACGUAUACCAGUUUUGACCUACCUUCAUCCGGUAAAUAACUGCUCAAUCAUCAGAAGCUCCCAGCCAUUAACUGGGCUCCGAGGAAAUCGAAGUGUUCAAGAUGAGAAACUUGUGCAUGCCUGCUUUUCAGCUCCAGGCACAGAAUGUGAAGGAAACUCCACCUCUGCUUAUUUGUGUUCUACCCGUAACCUGGACCGAGAUAGUUCCUCGUCUAACAACUCGAGUGAUAGUAGUACCCAGAGGCCAAUACUAGACGAUCUCAAUUCCUCGUCAAGUUUAGAGGAGAUAGCAACCAAAGAUCAAAUUUAUGGAGCUCAGCGACAAAACCUUAUAGUAGACGCUCGUCCUACAGUAAACGCUUUGGCGAUGCAGGCAGUUGGAUUAGGCUCUGAGAAUAUGGAUCACUAUAAAUUCGCAUCAAAAAUCUACCUGGGUAUUGAUAAUAUACAUGUUAUGCGAGACUCUCUGGGAAAAGUUAUUGAAGCGAUAAAAGAUUCCGAUAUUUCCAAAAUUUCCCCAAAUAAAGAGAAGCUUGCAAAAAGUGGCUGGCUUAAACACAUUACCGGAUUACUUGAGGGUUCCGCUUUGAUUGCUCGACAAGUAGGAAUCCGCCAUUCAAACGUUUUGAUUCAUUGUUCUGAUGGAUGGGAUAGAACUAGCCAAUUGAGUGCUCUUGCACAGCUUCUUCUGGACCCUUAUUACCGGACCAUUGACGGCUUUAUUGUUUUAAUCGAGAAAGAUUGGUUGGCUUUCGGGCACAUGUUUCAGCACCGCUCUGGAUUCUUAAACAGCGAAAAAUGGUUUUCAGUCCAAAGCGACGCUCUUGCUGGCUCAGCAAUCCAGCCUGGGAGUAACAACGAAGGACGAGGUGAUGCAAUCGAGAAUGCAUUCCUCAGCGCUAAGAGGUUUUUUAACAAAAGUAACCAAAGUCAGGAGGGCAUUAAUGACUUCGAAGCAGAGAUUUUAGGACAAGAAGAAACAGUCAGUAAAAGUUCUAUUAAAGAUGAUAUCACAACGAGAGAAGCGACCAAACCAAAGGAGACCAGUCCCGUAUUUCACCAAUUUUUAGAUGCGACAUACCAGCUUCUUCAUCAGUACCCUACAAGAUUUGAGUUCAACGAAAGGUUCCUUCGGAGGCUUCUUUAUCACCUUUACUCAUGUCAGUAUGGGACUUUCCUAUAUAAUAGCGAAAAGUCCCGGCGCGAAGCACGAGUUCAAGAUCGAACAGCUAGUGUGUGGGGUUAUUUUCUAUCACGGCGAGCCGAAUUCACAAACAAAGACUACAGUGGUGGCGAAAUUGAUGAUCACGUGUGCGGAAAAGAACGAAUUCUUCUACCUCACCCAGAUAGGAUCAGAUGGUGGAAUGAAAUCUUCAAUCGAACCGAUAAGGAAAUGAAUGGGCCCGGACAUGAAGAUUGUCGGGAUCAAAAAGCUUCUAUCCGGACCUUGUCAUAUACAGAUGAUCUUUCGCAUACGAACCCUACAAUUACAGUUGCUCGUCAGCAUUCAGUAUCUGGUAAAAUGAGCUCUUUGACUGGUCUUCGCGAUGGGAUAGCUGGCCUAGCCUUAGGCAUUGGAAAGAGUUCUUUGGGCCAGAAAAGUCCAAGCAGGAAGCAGCCAAUAGAACUCGAGAUGCAAUGA
Molecule: messenger RNA, 2241 nt
Organism: Blumeria graminis f. sp. triticale
Lineage: Eukaryota; Fungi; Ascomycota; Leotiomycetes; Helotiales; Erysiphaceae
Source: the annotation of a GenBank genome assembly